AUGCGCCACCGAGUUUUGCCUGUUCUGGCGCCAGUAUUUCUAUCGAAACUUUGGAGAAGGAGAAGAAGGGCCAAGGCCAUACAGUUGUUGCACGGGAGCGCGUCGGAGUCGUCGGCGGCCGCAGGCGGCGGAGGCUCCGCUGGCGGCAGUGCGAGGGUCUCCUCCCGGUCAAGGACUUCAGAGGAGCCUCAUAUUGGCAAGUACAAACUCCUAAAGACAAUCGGUAAGGGGAACUUCGCGAAGGUGAAACUGGCGAAACAUGUCCCCACUGGGAAGGAGGUCGCGAUCAAGAUCAUCGACAAAACCCAACUUAACCCUGGCUCGUUACAGAAGCUGUUCAGAGAGGUCCGGAUAAUGAAAAUGCUGGACCACCCGAACAUUGUGAAACUGUUCCAAGUGAUCGAGACUGAGAAGACGUUAUAUCUCGUAAUGGAAUAUGCGUCUGGUGGCGAAGUGUUCGACUACCUAGUACUACACGGCCGUAUGAAGGAGAAAGAAGCGCGGGCCAAGUUCCGUCAGAUUGUCUCCGCAGUACAGUAUUGUCAUCAGAAGCGGAUCAUACAUAGGGAUCUCAAGGCGGAAAAUCUUCUACUGGACGGCGAAAUGAACAUCAAGAUAGCAGAUUUCGGUUUUUCGAAUGAAUUCACACCUGGCUCGAAGCUGGACACUUUCUGCGGCAGUCCGCCUUACGCGGCGCCGGAGCUCUUUCAAGGCAAGAAAUACGACGGUCCGGAGGUUGAUGUUUGGUCGCUGGGUGUGAUCCUGUAUACUUUGGUAUCAGGAUCGCUACCGUUUGAUGGCUCUACACUGAGGGAAUUGAGGGAAAGGGUACUUCGUGGCAAAUAUAGAAUACCGUUCUACAUGUCGACGGAUUGUGAAAACCUCCUUAAAAAGUUCCUGGUACUGAACCCGGCGAAGCGAGCCUCACUCGAAAACAUAAUGCGGGACAAGUGGAUGAACACGGGGUACGAGGAAGACGAGCUCAGACCCUACAUCGAACCGCAGCAAGACUUCAAGGACCAUAAACGGAUAGAGGCGCUAGUGUGCUUAGGCUAUAAUAGGCAAGAGAUCGAGUAUUCAUUGGCCGAAGCGAAGUACGACGAUGUCUUCGCUACGUAUUUACUGUUGGGAAGGAAAAGCACCGAUCCGGAGUCAGACGGGAGUCGGUCGGGCUCGUCGCUGUCUCUUCGCAACGCGGCCGCACCUCAACCGCAACAGCAACAGACCAACUCGCACGCCGGCGCGUGCGGGUCGCCCGGGCACCGCGGCGUGCAGCGCAGCAUCUCGGCCUCCGCGCGCCCCGCCGCCUCGCGCCGCGCCUCGUCCGGCGCCGAGGUGCUGCGCGCGCAAGUGGGCACAACCACCAGCGCCGCGAACAACACUACGUCCACUGCGACCACAACCACAUCCAACUUUAAAAGACAGAAUACAAUCGAUUCAGCGUCCAUCAAAGAGAAUACGGCGCGAAUUGCUCAGAUGCAGGUGCAGAACACGACGCGGCCCAGCAGUGCGCAGCCCAAGCUGGAGCCGCGCUCGCGCACGCUGGCGGGCGGCCAGCGGCGCGCUGCGCUGGACGCGCCGGCCCAUGCCCACGCCCACGCGCACCCCGCGCACCCCACGCAUCCCACGCACCCCACGCCUGCCAAGCUCUCCCCGCCCAACGACACUCCCAGUGCGACGCAAGCAGAGGCUAAGAACGGGGCGGGGGGAGGUAACGGGAGUGAGAAGGGGGCGGCUCCCGGCGCUGGGGCGGGCGCGGGGGCCUCCGGGGGCAAAACUCACGUGAAAAGCGCCUCCAUUUCGUCCGGCAGUGGGGCGACGCCCCUCAGUGCGGAGCCUUCGCCCCACAACGCGUCCGCGCGAGAUCUAGCGCCGCCUCGCCCAAGCUUAAACUCGAGCCUGUCUGCGGGUGGCGGCGGCGGUGGUGGGGCGGGUGCGGGCGCGCGGCGCGAAUUCCCCAACCCGCUCGUGUUCCCCAGGAACGUGCCCUCCAGGUCCACCUUCCACUCAGGGCAGACGCGGUCGCGCGGCACGAGCGCGGGCGGCGCGUACGGCGACGGCGGCUCGCCGCACCAGGCGCGCCCCUCCUUCUUCUCCAAGCUCUCCUCGCGCUUCUCCAAGCGGCCAUUGGACGGUACCACUCCGAAGCAUGCUGUAGGCGCUAGCCCACAAGCCCUGCUUGGGCAAGGCAACGAGGAGCAAGUCAAGCCGCGCGUACUUCGCUUCACUUGGAGUAUGAAGACCACUUCAUCACGAGACCCGAACGAGAUAAUGGCUGAAAUUCGAAAGGUGUUAGACGCAAACAACUUGGGAGAUCGAAGUGUGCAAGCUGCCCCGGUUGUCACUCAAUGGUGUGAGAUUCAAGCGGAUAUCAGGCACGAGCAUUGGUUUCAAGAACAUCGCUUCAAAAAUCGCGAACGAGCUCAAGCUGUGACUGCCCGCAAACGUACCGCGCCGCCGACGCCGCGCCGCGCAACUCUGCCAAUGCGAAGGUCCAGUACCGCCGCUGCGUAG
This is a messenger RNA of Parnassius apollo (apollo), 2514 nucleotides long. Lineage: Eukaryota; Metazoa; Arthropoda; Insecta; Lepidoptera; Papilionidae. The record is from the annotation of a GenBank genome assembly.